This is a messenger RNA of Drosophila ananassae, 807 nucleotides long. RefSeq lists its product as uncharacterized. The transcript has 3 exons. The record is from RefSeq and is a predicted model, not a curated record. Bases 100 to 699 code for a protein of 199 amino acids. NCBI's taxonomy places the organism in Eukaryota, Metazoa, Arthropoda, Insecta, Diptera, Drosophilidae.
AGGCCGCCGGCCAAACGUUCAUCAGUAUAUAUUUUUCUACGAUAGCUCCCACUAAUAGCUCCCACAAUCCCUCCAAAUUUAGUUCAAAAUCCUUCGAAAAUGUCGUACAUUAGCAAACGGUUAGCCAGCCAGGACUCGAUAAACGGACUCAAUAGCUUUUGCUAUUUUUUCGACUUGAAAACGGGCUGCAAACUGAUCGCUGUCUUCGAUGCCCUCAUCGCUUUGUUGCAACUCUACAGGAUUAACGUGGCUGAAACGGUGGAAAUGGCUACUUCUCCUGAACCGCCCAGUUCGGGAUAUGCGUUUCUGGUCACAAGGGAGCCCGAGGUAGACAUGUUUGGGUCACCAGUGGAAACAAAUCGGCCACAACCGGUUCAUAAUAUGACUUCCUAUUGGUUGAGGGUCCUCUGCUCGGUUACCGUGUUGAAGUCCAUACUGCUCUUCGCAGGAACGCAAUGGGAUCAUAUAUCCUUACUCGUAGCUUGGAUUCUCCUUACCGCUUUUAUGGGAAGCUUUAGCUUUUUCUUUAACCUCUUCGGUGACACUGAUUUCAUUGUGAUUCUAACCCAAUGCCUUUCCACUACUCUUGAAAUAUAUUUCGUCCUGGUAGUUUAUUCAUUGACAAGAAAGAUAUGGGAAAAGUCGAAUGGCAGUGCCUCGGAAACGGAAGUGCUCUACACCCAAGCUGCAGAGGCGUAGAAAUCAAGUAUCCGCCCCAUAAACGUUUUAAAAUCGUAUAUUUUAGACUAUUUGUAAACAAGCAAUAGCAAUAAAAUGAUUAUUUAAUCUUUGAUUAAAAACGAGUAA